UCUGCUUUUAACGCACAAGUAUUUACGAGCACUUCAGCUAUCUGUAUUGAUGUUUAUGCCACUACACGCGGGAUUGGAGUGUAGCCACGUAGCUUUAUAGCAUAGGCGAGGGAGGGGCAUGUCGGGUGAUACCAAUGAUGUCAGCUCAACUGUCCUGGAAGUAGUCAGCGUUAUGGGUAAAGCGAUAUGCGCAGGCGCUGCACUGACGGGCGCUCUCUACCUGAUCCGCAGUGUCUGUUCAAUGAUGGCCUGGAAAUCAGGAGGAGCCAGCCAUGCCGAGCUCGUCAACAAUCUCCGCAAAAAUGGGAUUAUUAAAUCAGAAAAAGUAUAUGAAGUCAUGUUGGCUACAGACCGUGCACAUUAUGCAAAAUGUAAUCCCUAUAUGGAUUCUCCUCAGUCAAUAGGAUACCAAGCAACCAUCAGUGCUCCACACAUGCAUGCAUAUGCUUUGGAACUCCUCCAUGAUCAGCUAUACGAAGGGGCAAAGGCUCUCGAUGUUGGAUCUGGAAGCGGAAUUCUAUCAGCUUGCUUUUCAAGGAUGGUUGGUCCCAGGGGUAAAGUCAUAGGAAUUGAUCACAUUAAAGAAUUAGUAGAUGAUUCUAUAAACAAUGUCAAAAAGGAUGACCCCAGUUUAAUUUCAACAGGAAGACUAAAACUGAUCGUGGGAGAUGGUAGAAUGGGACAUACAGAAGAAGCACCCUAUGAUGCUAUUCAUGUAGGUGCUGCUGCACCAGUUGUGCCACAAGCUCUUCUUGACCAGCUGAAGCCUGGGGGUCGAUUGAUUCUUCCUGUAGGUCCAGCUGGUGGAAAUCAGAUGCUGGAACAAUAUGACAAGCUAGAAGAUGGCAGCAUCAAAAUGAAGGCUCUUAUGGGGGUGAUCUAUGUGCCUUUAACAGACAAAGAAAAGCAAUGGUCCAGGUGGAAGUGAAUUUCUACACAUCUUUCCCCUCCCCCUGCCAAGAGUGACACAAGAGAUGAACUGUGAAACACGAUCAGCCUGCCCUGGUCCUAUUUAACAAGAAAGGAUCGCUCCACUUGUAAACAAACACAAAAUAUCAUCAGAGCUUAUUUCAUCUUUCAUUUUUUCUUUUUUUUUUCUUUUUUUUUUAUUAACAUUUAAAAGGAAAAAAGGUUGAAACAGUUCAGCUUAUUGUGAACUCCUUAAAGUUAAGUAAUAAAAUUUGAAGUCUGUAUUUUACUUAAGAUGCCAGAACUAGAAGGUGAGGUUAUUUGUGGGCUUUUUGUGUAUUUUUUGUUAAUAAUUUUAAUGAGUGGAUUUUGUCAAAUUGUUAAUUAUAAUAAAUAUUAAAAAAAAAAAAGCAGAAACGUGGACUUCUUGGUCAACAUCAGCAGAUGGAGAGGCAAAAUGCUUUUAGUAUUCAUUCUUAACAGUCCUGGUGCAGUGUGUAAAGCCUUUUCUUUUUAACUUAAUGCGAGUUAAUUUAAAAGUAAUUAUACAACACUUCUCUGGUAUGCAUCUUUUAAGAUUUACAUAUUUGGGCAUGUAUUUUUUUUUAUGCUAGUUAAAUAUAUAUUUAUUUUUUCUGCAUUCAUCCAGCUUUGAAAUGUUUCCAAGAAGAGCAGAGUGCUGAUUUAAUUUAAUGUAAAACUGAUAUGUGUAUAGAGCACACAUAGCACAAGGCAGCAUAUAUGGUAUGUAUAAUUGUUGCUAUUUGUAAUAUCUUAUGUAGGGGUCGGACAUACUGAUGCAUUCUUUAUUUAUACACUGCAUCAACUGUUUCUCGCAGUUCCGUGCUUUCUAUCUGUAUUUAAUUGGCUGCAGAAUAUGAUGUACAUGAUUACAAUGUAACCUACGCAAACUGUGUGGUUAUCAGCAGUGUAACUAAGUGCUGCUUUGCCAAAUAAAUUUGAAAGCAAAGCAAAUGAA
Polypterus senegalus (gray bichir) is the source of this 1888-nucleotide messenger RNA. RefSeq names its product protein-L-isoaspartate (D-aspartate) O-methyltransferase (gene pcmt1). The transcript has 8 exons. Gene Ontology annotation, biological process: protein modification process. Gene Ontology annotation, cellular component: cytoplasm. Lineage: Eukaryota; Metazoa; Chordata; Cladistia; Polypteriformes; Polypteridae. Gene Ontology annotation, molecular function: protein-L-isoaspartate (D-aspartate) O-methyltransferase activity. Bases 119 to 928 code for a protein of 269 amino acids. The record is from RefSeq and is a predicted model, not a curated record.